CUCCGGUGCGCGAGAUCCGACUCGUGUGCGUGUCAACUUAAUCGUCAAAGUCAAACAACAAGUUCUGUAAAAAGACAAUAAAAAUUAAAACUGAAACGCAUUUGAAACGAAUAAAGAAUUAAACUGUGCGAAUGAUACUUGUGCCUGGACCCGUCAUCGCGUAAGUCUCAUCGUAUGACGUGUGACGAUGGAAGAACCAGAUUCACGUAAAUCAAUCUCCUGCGGCAAGGACGGACCUUAUUAUUCGACGCUGAACCAAUCGACUCUUGGCAGGUCUCCGUCGACUAAGUCUACACCAUGCAGGUCUCCGUCGACUAGGUCUACACCAUGUAGGUCUACUUCACGUAGAUCUACCCCGGGUCGAUCUACAUCAGGCAGGUCUACUUCAGGAUGCAGCAGGUCGACGACCCCCGAACCACCGCCCGUUCCACCAGCCACCUAUCACUGGGAGGAAGUGAGGAGAAAACGGUCUGUAGGUGGGUAUCCAUGGACGCAUCUCAACAAGCCACCGUUCGAUGAAAAGACUUGGGUGAAGUAUGAAAGAGAUCACGUAUACGAACCUGUCACGCCAGCAGCUAACGCUGACCAGAUAUCUUUGCCCAUCACGAAUUCGAAAAAAGACGAUAAUCGUCAUUUUUUACGCAUACCAUUGACCGAAGAACUCGUGAUGGCCGAUGACACGGGUUCGGAACCAGAAAGUGAUCAGCAACAACAACGACAACUACGAUUAGCUAGACAAGAAGAAGAUAACGAAGACGACGACAAUGACGAUGAUGAAGAAGAUGAUGAGGAAGAGGACAAUGAUAACGACGACGACGACGGAAAUGUCGGUAAAAAAGUUGUACGAUCCGACGAAUCAACUUAUGAGGGUGAAAACGAAAACUCAUCUGUGGGCGAUGUGGAGUCCAGUAACACACGUAUGAAGGUCUUCCAACAAAAAGUUAAAGUCAAAGCAGACAUACUACGCACGAAGCUGCAAGGGGUAACCAAACGUAAACCUAAGCAAAAAAUAGUGGUAGACGCGCCUAAUGGUGAAAAGUCUCGUCGCAAGUUCGGCCAGUUCGCCACUUUGCCAAAAAAGUUCACAUUUAACGCACCUAAAGUGAAUUUAUCCACAGUUGGACACUUUUCGCGAAGAUCCGUGGAUCCGAACGAAUCUAGUACGGACGAAACAAAAAGUGUGCGGGAUGAGACGAAAAGUGGUCGAUUCUCGCUGCCACGUUUUGGAUUAUCCAGGAUGUCGUCGGAAUCUCCGAAACCAUCAAAAUCCGUAAAAAUCGGUGGUUCCCGACUGUCUAUACCGAAUUUCCGGCCACGUACUUGGUCGGAUGCUUCGAAAGUGUCGAAACCGGAUAGUCCAAAACCUCGGAUAAUGGACUUCGGCACAUACCCGAGGAUAUUUUCGAAACGUCGAAAAACAAACGUGGCGAACAAAGCAAAAACGCCACCACCAUCUUCCGACGGAGGAGAGCCAGAACAGAACAACUACAAACGAAAGGACUCAUUUCAUCGGCGCUUCUUUCGGUCACACAAAGAGUCAACGCCAGCUCCAACAGACGAACAGACAGCCACGCUGGCUGUGGAAGAAGAGCUAGAUGAGCCUCCACUACAGGUAUCCAAGGAAUCGUUGGCGGAAUUUGGCGACAGCGAUCUACAGGAGGUGAUAUCACUGAGCGAUGACUGCCGAUCGAAGGAUACGAAGAGCUUGUCCGAACACCGGUCGGGUGUAAUUGAAGAAAUUGAUUCUGACGAAUUUUUCCUGCGCGAAAAAGGUCUAAGUCGCGGCGACGUGCACAUCAGCAAUUAUUUGUCAUCAGAGAUCAGAGACGUUUUCCGGUCGAACCGGACACGGUCUAUGGAAGGCGUUAAUGAUAACGACAACGGUACGAGUGCAAGAAACAACCGCGACUCAAGUAGUGGUAUCUCCACGCCGGUGAGACCGUCGCGGACCAAUUCGUUGAGGAGGCCUAACCGGCAUACUGCAGUUGAUGCGAAUACUGAACGAUCUUAUGUCGCUGAUCGGUUCAGCACGAUGCCAAAAUCGUUCGGUGGCACCAGGCCGACGAAGAAAGACGUGGAAGACUAUACCCCCGAGAACAUCAUCACCAGUCAGACAUUUGAACCAUCGCAAAAUCCAAUACUACCAUCGGGGGUACCCUGGAGAACUUCCGUGAGGCAGACUACUUCUGCCGCUGUCACACAUAUGCCGCCAAAACCACCGACUAGACAACGCAUGGCCAAGUUUUCCACGUUUGACACGCGGUCAAUGAUUGAUUUAUCCAGAAAGAGAAGCCAGUCACAAAUCGGAUUCCAGCCAUCGAUGAACUUUUCAGAUACCGUGCCAAAAGCUCCGAUGCGUCGUUCCAGAACUUCGUUGGCCGGUUCCGACCGCGAUAUUUCGUUGGCGGUGACCGAUAACGGCGGCCGGCCUUCGUGGGCAGUAAACGGCAGCGGCGCAGGAGCGCCGACACCGCCGCUGCGCCGUUCGCGAAUGUCGCUGACGUCAGAUGUAGACGUCGAAGAGCGGUCUGCGACAGCCGUACACGUGGUCAACGGCACUGCAGCCGUGAGGUCCACGCCUCCGCGACCACCUCCACCACAAUCGACAACGACAUCGGCCACAGUCGCUGGUUAUGCGACGGUGGAUAAAUCGUCGCCGUCCUCAGCGUCGCUUUUGUUACCACCACAGUCGCCGGUGCGUCACAGGAGGAAAAAAUCAUACGACGUGAUCAAAAGUCAAGAGUUUGGAGCGUUUUUCACCAUACCGAGGUCAUACAGCUAUUGUGACAGGAAUGCGCGGCCGUCCACAGAUGCAGACACCAGCUGUACCGCUAAGCUGCCACCGCCGUCGAGACCCGCACGCGCCUACAACACGCUUGGACCGUCUCGACCGCUUCGGCGCCGGUUACCGGUCCGCGAACACGAGUACGGCGACGUGACCGACGACGGAAGCGGUGGCCACAACGACAACGAUGAAGGCGACGGCGCAGACAGAAUCGAUGGGACGGCCAAAGCGGCGGCGGCAUUGUGCUCGGGCGACGUGAUCGAAAAGAUGAAACUCCGGCCGUUGCCGUCACCGCCACCGCCACCUCGGAAGUCGAGAGCGGCCGACGACGCCGCUACGCCCGAACCACACCGGCGCAGGAACACCGAUUCGGCACUAGUCCCUUUUUUAGAUCGGCGAGAAACGUCUGUAACAUCGUCUAACGAUUUUUUUGCCGACGUUUCUCGUGCUCUGUUGGCGUCUGCCGCUAGAAACACUGUUACCGCCACCGACGACGUGUCUGUGGCCGUUCAGACCGACCCGUCUCCGGACGAUUACGCGUCGGACGACCACGACGACAGGUCAUGCUGUUCGGCCGAGUUGGACGAUCGGACAACAAAGUCUGUAGCAACAACGUCACAACAUCUCACCCCGAAAACGCUGACCACCGCCGCCCCCGUCGACCAAACUAGAUCUCGAACGUCGUCCCAGGUCACCGAAUACGUUGACCGACCGACGUCCGGUAUGUCGGUAAACACGGCAGACGACUGCAGUUGCAACGGUUACGCAAUGGUGUCUGAAACGACCAAUGCCGCGAGCGGUGUCGCGGCAGUGCGCGCGCAACGCUUAACCGUCGAAGAGCUACAAGUGGGUAGGAUGAUCGUGGCCGAUAUACUCGGGCAGCGAAUGGCCGUCGACGACGUGUCCGGAUCGAGUCUGAAGAUCGCUCAGUUCGCUACUGCGGUUCAGCAUCCGUCUCUGCAGCAGCUGCAGCAGAAUGCCGCAGCCGCCGCUGUACAAGCCGCGCCUGCAGGUGACGACCUGACAACGCACGUGUCGCUGUUGCAGGACGACAAUGCGUCGAUUCAGUCUUCGCGCGUGUCGUCCAUGUAUCCGGAAGUAGAUUCGGACGAGGACCGGGCAAGCGUGUUAGCAGCGCCCACACCACCUCGUCGACGCAGUAAACCUCCGUCCUCACCUCGUUCGGCCACCGACACCGACCGUAAUGACCGUGGCAAAAAUGGCAGACCACCAGGAACCGUUGGUGCCGUCGAUCUGUCCGCCGCCGACCCAUCUAUCACCGAACUCAGUUGUCAGCUGUUCCGGUUGUGUCACUCGAACGUAUGCAGUCUGUUCACUAAAGUAGUCCAGCAAGUGGUCCCGGAGGACACGGAGAAGCGGCGUGACCUGCAAGCCGCCCUGUGCUUCCUGAGCAUCAUACUCGCCGGUCUGUUGAUCUUAGGCUUCGGAAACGAGAAGACCAUACACCAUCACCACUGGGAUUUUCAAUUCCCUCCCAAUCAGUAACCACACCACCCAUCGUGGGUUGUUGCGAUACUUUUGUUAUUGUUAUUGUUGCUAACCGAUCGUUGUUUCUUUGUUUUGCAUUUCGAUAUUUUAAUAUUCAAUUGUAUAGCAUACGGUUGUUAAAAAAUAUGUUUUCCCUAUACAUAAACACUACAGUCGUUUCUGUCAUUGACUGACCGGUAAAUGAUAAUUCUUAGAGCUUACAUUCAAAACACCUAACACUUAUACAGUUAUACGAUUUUCGUUUAUGUACCUAACUUUUUCUUUACACGUUUAUUUUUUUUCUAAAAUAUUUUUGCAACA
Molecule: messenger RNA, 4594 nt
Organism: Rhopalosiphum maidis (corn leaf aphid)
Lineage: Eukaryota; Metazoa; Arthropoda; Insecta; Hemiptera; Aphididae
Source: RefSeq, a predicted model, not a curated record